This is a messenger RNA of Triticum dicoccoides, 1953 nucleotides long. RefSeq lists its product as uncharacterized. Lineage: Eukaryota; Viridiplantae; Streptophyta; Magnoliopsida; Poales; Poaceae. The transcript is spliced from 7 exons. The coding region runs from base 1 to 1539 and encodes 512 amino acids. The record is from RefSeq and is a predicted model, not a curated record.
AUGGGCGAGGCGGCCAUGGUGGGGAGGCGGGGGGCGGCCAACCCGUGGAGGACAGGCGAGGCGGCCAUGGUGGGGAGGCGGGGGGCGGCCAACCUGUUGACAACGGGCAAAGGCGGCCAUGGUGGGGAGGCGGAGGGCGGCCAUGGUGGGGAGGCUGGCUGUGCGGCGGUCUCUGCCUUGCGUGGUAAAGGCGCAGCACCGGAGCAAGGCCAAGUAUCACCGAAGGAUGCGGCUACAUCGGCUUCUCUAGAUGGGAUGGAUCAAAAUUCAACUUAUGUGCUGAAAAUCAGUUUGAUUGGCAACCCAAAAAAGGCUAGAAAGGAUAUCAAAUGCUUCUGUUUUGAUAAGGUUAUUGAUUCCGACUUAACAAAUUAUAAGGACUUGGUUGAAUCAAUCGUAGAGCAGUACUCGCCUCGUUAUUUGGAAGUUGCACAUGUUCAGUACUAUGAUGAUAUUCUUAAAAUCUACCCUGAAGUAACAUCUGACCAAGAAUUGAUGUCGAUGUUUGAGAAACACUCUAAGACAAAGGUUGUGCACAUGUUUGUUGCAUAUUGUGAUCCAUCGGAACCAUCUGAGCCUAUAACAGAAUGGCAUAGUGAUGUGCAUAGCCAACCUAACAACAUAGAACAAGCUGAUGAUGAUUAUCUUCGCAACCCAGUACCUGAGAAUGAGCAUGUUGGUGUUGAUGAGGAAAAUAUUUAUUUAGAGGAUGAACCUGUACCUCUUAUCAUGGUUCCUUGUUCCAAUAAAGAAAAGGACAAAGACUAUGUUCCUGAUCAUGAGAGCGAGGCUAAGAGUGAGGUUGAGAGCGAGGAUGAGAGCAAGGAUGAGAGCAUGUCAGAGGUUGAAGUAGAGGAAGAUGAGGAAUAUCACGAGGCAGAUCAUACACCACACAUUGAAUAUAAUAAAUUAGAUCCUCCAAUGAACGAAGGAAGAAAAUAUCCCAAUAUGGCAGAGUUUAAAUUGGCGCUUUCUCAGCAUGCAAUCAAACAUGAAUUUGAGUUCGACACCGAAAAGAGUGCACCACAUAGGUUCAGAGCUUAUUGUUCAAGAAGGGAUGAAGAUAAGUGUCCAUGGAGGAUAUAUGCUUCUACAAUGGAAGAUGAGUGCACAGUAAUGGUGAGAAAGAACCCUUGUGGUCAUGAUUGCUCUAGUACAAAAAGAAAAAAGAAGUUGAAGAAUGCAAACAAGCGGUGGAUAUGUGAGCACGUGAAGGACUGGCUAAUUGAGGAUGCAACUCUAGGACCAAAGGCAUUGCGAAAGAAGCUUAAAGAGCAUCAUGGAAUCGACAUCAACUCUAAGAGAGUCUAUAUGGAGGACCACCAAAGAAGAGGGCAAAGACCACCAAAGCAUCAAUUGUGCCUUGCGAGGAUGAUGCUCCAGCAGCCUCUAUGUGCUUUCCGCCAAGCCAAAGCUUGGAACCUACAACUACAAAAAAGAGAAAACAUGAUAACUCAAUUACUGGAGCAUCAAAAAGCCAAAUGUUGGAGAAAACAACUAAGGAAAAAGGGAAAGGGAGUAAAUCUGGAUCCGGAGUAGCAAAAAGAUCAAGAACUCAGCCCAUUUGUGUGGCCAACAAGAAAGCAUCUGUUGCUUUGAAAUUACAUGCCAAAAGAAAAGGCAAAGAGGUUGCUGAUAAGUUGCCACACCUUCCCAUGGUGACACAUGACAGCCCUGCAAUGGGCACACGAAGCAAAAAAAUGAAUCCUACCAGCCCUGCAAUGAGCACACGAAGCAAAAGGAGACUUAGCUUGUGAUUCUCAUUGGAUCCCUUUCUAUAUCAUGAUUCAUUUUGGAAACUUUUGAGCUGUCUAUGUAAUCUAUAUGUGAACCUGGGCUUUUGUACGUGCUAUAUGUGACCUUCAUGUGUUGUAUUUGACAUGAUGUGAACCUGGACUAUUAUAUGUGAACCUGAAUGUGUGUAGAGGACUAAAUAUGUGGACUGUUUGCGUA